Molecule: messenger RNA, 2148 nt
Organism: Clarias gariepinus (North African catfish)
Lineage: Eukaryota; Metazoa; Chordata; Actinopteri; Siluriformes; Clariidae
Gene: rad23ab
Product: RAD23 homolog A, nucleotide excision repair protein b
Exons: 10
Coding region: 103-1596 (497 amino acids)
Biological process (GO): proteasome-mediated ubiquitin-dependent protein catabolic process; nucleotide-excision repair
Cellular component (GO): cytosol; nucleoplasm
Molecular function (GO): ubiquitin binding; damaged DNA binding; polyubiquitin modification-dependent protein binding
Source: RefSeq, a predicted model, not a curated record
CCGAAGAAAGCUGAGUCACAUCUAAAUGCCGCGGCUGCUGCUAACGCAUACAGCGAAGGAGAGAGAAUUUCUGUGUUUAUUUCUUCUCGCUAUUAUUGAACCAUGUUGACGAUUACGCUGAAAACUCUACAACAGCAAACAUUUAAAAUAGAAAUAGACGAAGAGCUGACGGUACGAGCUCUUAAAGAGAAGAUUGAAUCUGAAAAGGGGCAGGAUGCUUAUCCUAUAGCUGGACAGAAGCUCAUCUAUGCAGGUAAAAUCUUGAAUGAUGACAUACCUUUAAAAGAAUACAAAAUAGAAGAGAAGAACUUUGUUGUGGUCAUGGUAACUAAGCCAAAACCAGCAGCUUCUCCUGUGGUUGCUAUUUCUCUCCCUGACCUUUCACCUCAGCCACUUUCUAUACCCGCUCCUCCACCAUCUGCCCCAGCAGCUCCAGAAAUUACCCCAACCCCCACACCCACCUCUGCAACUACUCCUGUACACACUACUACAACUGCUCCAGCACCCACAAUUACCCCAACAACUGUCCCUGAAUCCACGGUCAACCCUACAACUGCCCCUGCACCCAUAAUCACUCCUGCUUCUGCCCCAGCACCUGCACUCACACCUGCACUCACACCUGCACCCACUCUUGUUGAACCAGCACAGUCUGUGGAGCCUCCCACUCCUCCGGUCUCAGCACUCCCUACUGCUGCUCCUGCUGCUGCCCCUACUUCUGUCCCUGCUUCUGUCCCUGCUUCUGUCCCUGCUUCUGUCCCUGCUGCUAUCCCUGCUUCUGCCACUGCUGCCAGUGUGGAAUUGGUGAAGACAGAGUGCUCAAGCACAGAGGGUGCAUCUGCAGAUGAGCCGCAGAGAGCUGAACCAGAGCAGCCAUCAAACCCCACUGCUGCUCUCUCAGCUGCCAGCAUUAUGGAUGAAUUGGGCCUUCUGGAGGAAGCAGCAUCAAUACUUGUCACAGGACAGGCAUAUGAGAAUUUGGUGACAGAGAUCAUGUCCAUGGGAUAUGAAAGGGAGCAGGUUGUCGCCGCCUUGAGAGCGAGCUACAACAAUCCUGAUCGAGCGGUGGAAUACCUGCUCAUGGGUAUUCCUGCUGAGACAGAGCAGCCUGCACAGGAACCAGUACCUGUGCAGCAACCUGCUGCAGAAACAGAGAGACCUCAUCCUCCACCAGCAGCCACUGGUGCUACGCCUUCCCAGGCCCCACCCACUUCGGCUAACCCCCUGGAGUUCCUGAGGAACCAGCCGCAGUUCCAUCAAAUGCGUCAGAUCAUCCAGCAGAACCCGGCGCUUCUCCCUGCCUUGCUGCAGCAACUGGGCCGGGACAACCCUCAGCUCUUGCAGCAAAUCACGCAGCACCAGGAGCGAUUUGUGCAGAUGCUUAAUGAGCCACUGGGAGGUGAAGCAGAGGCUGCUGAGGCACAGGGAGCUGCUCACACUAACUACAUCCAGGUCACGCAGCAGGAGAAAGAGGCCAUUGAGAGGUUAAAAGCUUUGGGCUUCCCUGAGGGACUUGUCAUUCAGGCUUAUUUCGCCUGUGAAAAAAAUGAGAACCUAGCAGCCAACUUCCUGCUCCAGCAGACCUUUGAUGACGAGUGAAUGUAACGUGGACUGAACCCCUAGGGGGUGAUGGAGAGACUGAGAGUGCUAGUUUGUGUGUAGUGUGUGGUUGUGGCAGAAUUUGAACAGAGAAUUUCAAUGUGACUGUGAGUACAUUAUGCUGGAGAAAAAAGCCAUGUUGUGAAUUACUCUAAUAUCAGACAUCAGAUUUCUGCCUGUAUUAGACUAUUUCACUUAGACAAUAGGCUGUGUAACUCUGCUGCUGUUCUCGCCGAGUGUGCCGUGUGAACUUGCAGGUUUUUAUCUCUGCUCUAAGUUAUUGCAAUUAAAUCCUGCCAAGACCCAAAGACCCCUGAGUAUGGUAUCUCAUCAUGUCCUUACAGUAUGUGUGGCACAUGGUGUUGCUUUUUUGUUGAUAAUUUUCACAAAUGCUCUCUAAUCUAUAGUCAAAAAAAGGGUUAAGGAACUGAAUUUGUGAUUAUUGAAAAUAACAAAGUACUACAUGUCCAAUAAAUAGACAACAAAUUAUACUGAAACCCUACUCUUUGCCAAAAGUCUUGACAAUGUGUGUCUCAUCUAGGUAUCUGAAUA